AUGCACUCUGGAAUCGGUGGGGUGGCCUCGCGGGCUCAAGCACCUGACAAUGGACACCGAGUGGCAGGUGCCAGUGCAAGGGGUGUCGUGGCCAUCCGGUCUACGAGCGCUGUCGUUUGGAAACUUGUUCGACCAGCCAGUAGCAGGCAUUGCGGGCCGGCGUGCCUGCAAGAGCUAUCGUUCGGGGAUGGUUUCGACCAGGCCAUUGCCGAUGUCGUGUGGCCCACCUCCCUGCGACGGCUAUCAUUUGGAGGCUGUUUCAACCAGCCUAUUGCCGAAGUUUCGUGGCCGGUCUCCCUCGAACAUUUGUUUUUUGGGGACAAAUUCAACCAGCCAAUUUCCGGCGUGUUGUGGCCGGCCUCCUUGCAAGAGCUCGAGUUCGGGUAUCGCUUCAACCAGCCACUGGCCAGCAAUGCAUGGCCGGAGUGCCUGCAACGGCUAUCACUCGGUCUGAGUUUCGACCAGCCGAUCUCUGAAGUCAUGUGGCCAGCCUCUUUACAAGAGCUUGACCUAGGGCAUGAGUUCAACCAGCCAAUCACCGGGAUCAUCUGGCCAACUUCCCUGCAAUGUCUCGUCCUAGGAUAUCGUUUCAACCAGCCAAUCGUUGAUUUCGUGUGGCCGACUUCCCUGGCAUAUCUCGAGCUAGGACAUGAAUUUAACCAGCCAAUAGUUGGUGUCGAGUGGCCGACUUCCCUAGGAAAACUCGGGCUAGAACAUCACUUCGACCAGCCCAUUGUCGGAGUCGUGUGGCCCGUCUCGUUGCAUUCCCGUGGGUUAGGGAAUUGCUUCAACCGGUCAAUCACAGGUGUCGAGUGGCCGACUUCCCUGCUACGGUCAUCAUUCGGGCACGCGUUCAACCAGCCUGUUGCCGAAGUCGUGUGGCCGGAAUUCCUGCAGCGGCUAACUUUUGGGAACGACUUCAACCAGCCAAUCAUCGAUGUCGUGUGGCCGGCCACCCUGGAGCGCCUAUCCUUCGGGAAGUGCUUCAACCAGCCGGUUGUCGGCGCCGCAUGGCCCGCCUCUCUUCGAAGGCUAUCGUUCGGGAGAUGCUUCAAUCAACCUAUCGUCGGGGUUGUGUGACCGGCCACCCUGUAUUCCAUAUUUUUCGGUUCGGAAUUCAAUCAGCCCAUCCACGCCGGUGUCGUUUGGCCGGAAUCCCUCCGGCGUUUGGUGACGGCAAGCACCAGGGGUCUGCUGUGAGCACGUUAGAGGCCUUUCCUUCGGAUUGUGUGACUGCUGCCAUCUACAGCAAGCGUAGGAAGGGGCCGUGCCAAGUGACCGGGCUCCGCGUGCACGCUUGGGCAUUAAGUCUCGAUGAGCAACCUGGCGUGUCGCAUCACAAGCGGUACAUAUGUGUGUACAUGCUUCCCUUUUUGUUUCUGCGAGGCGAGCGGCGGUUGCUCUCAUUUUUCGUUGCGUGAAACACGUAGCACGUACGCGGGGGGGUAGGGUAGGGUAGGGUAGAAUGCGAUUUGAACGCAAAUCUUGUACUGACCAAGGCUCCGCAACACACAGCAGCGACAUUGGUUUUGACAAAGCCAGACACUGCUGAUAAUGCUGCGUUGUGUGAGGUGAUGCUUGAUUCUCCGCUCUUCCAGUGGCACUUUGCGAUGCGCCAGAGAACUUUCGGGUGGUGUAGGUUUGCAUCUGUGGUAUUUCGUGGGAGAAAAUACCGUUGAAACGUCGGGAAAGAGGGACGGGAAUGGAGGGGGGAGAUACGAGAAUGGGUGCCAUAUUGUUGGUGGUUUGGUGUGUAUACCCAGCUUUCGCAGCGGAGGGUGGAGGGCGUUUUCGAAAAUACACCUUGUUGGAGAGGUGGAGCGACAUUCCUCUGAAUAGGUUGCUAAGGAAACGACGAAAGGUGCAUGACGCACGACAAGGUCCCUCGCUGACUAGUCUAAUGGUGUAACUUUACCUUACAAAAGAUAUAAGCUCAGCUCGUUGGCACCCGGCUGGAUCACUUGGGUUUACAAAGGAUACCCGCACGAGUUCAAAUACCGGCUGGAUCACUUUUCUUGACAACAAAAAAAAGUGCACCUAGAACUAUCAGCGUCUGGCGAGUGGUCCGUCCCCGGAGAUCCCUGUUCUCAAUCCUAAGCCAUUAAAAACCCAAGUGAUCCUGCCGCAUGCUAGUGAGCUGAGCGUAUAUCUUUUGUAAGAUAAAGUUACACCAUUAGACUAGUCAGCGCUGACUAGUCUAAUGGUGUAACUUUAUCGUACAGUCCCUUUUGUGCAUCAAGCCGUUUGAGACCUUUGCUAAAGAGUGUCACGUGUUGCUUGCAGAAACAAGACGUCUGAUCUGAUCACCAGCUUAGGUCCAGCUUUGAAACACGUUUGUGUGUUCGUGUGUUGGCGUGGGAGGCUUAGAAAUAUUGGUUGUGGCGGUUUGUUUGGCUUAGAAAUAUUGGUUGUGGCGGAUUGGUUGUGGCGGUUUGUAUUCCGCGGAUCUUAAAGGUAGGAAGUACAGCAGUGUAAGCAGAUUUUUGCCCUAGUGUUAAGGAGGACCCGAUUCGCAGGAUAUCCGUCGAUUGACUUUUACCUGAAUCGGUACACCUCCGCAUAAUAUGGCGUCAGCAGGAUUCUGGUUCGAAUCUCCUUGGGUGCACAAUUUUGCUCCUGACGUGGAUAUUUUCCCACAGACACAAUGUGUGUCAGUCCUGAGAACACCUCUUGGAGUCGAUCCUACAAAGAACCUUGUGACACUUCCAUCGAAUUACCCAUCCUGGCCACAAGAGGUUCCCAGUUGAGGGUAAAUUCUGU
Molecule: messenger RNA, 2760 nt
Organism: Ectocarpus sp. CCAP 1310/34
Lineage: Eukaryota; Phaeophyceae; Ectocarpales; Ectocarpaceae
Source: the annotation of a GenBank genome assembly